Messenger RNA from Penicillium daleae, 471 nucleotides. RefSeq lists its product as uncharacterized. NCBI's taxonomy places the organism in Eukaryota, Fungi, Ascomycota, Eurotiomycetes, Eurotiales, Aspergillaceae. Bases 1 to 471 code for a protein of 156 amino acids. The transcript is spliced from 2 exons. The record is from RefSeq and is a predicted model, not a curated record.
AUGACAACGAAGACGGAGAUACACUAUCGACAGACUUCACUUCCGCUCGACUCUUACGUGCCGACGCUUCGUGUCGUCAAGGAGGUCGUUUAUCUCAGCUGGAUGUCUCCUAUGUCCAAGGAUACACGGUGCUACCAUGUUCAGUAUGCUGGAUUGGACUCUUAUUGGAAAGGAACUCAUAUCGAGAGCGAUGCCGUGUACAGCGGCAUAUUUCUACAACAUAACCACUUGAAGCUUAUUGUGCAGCUUCCCAAAAUCCACCCUGUGCAGCAGUCAGAUGAUCCUGAAAUGGCCGGGACGUUAGAGAUCUUCGAGUCCGUUGUCUCUGGUCUACAGGAUUAUAUAUCUUCAGACGGAUCUGUGGAGCCUGUUAGCUUCGACAAGGACGCCGAUUCCCGGCGCCGAAGUAGUAUCUGUGAGGUUCUCCUUUCCACAGCCGUGUGCAUGAUUAUUGGAGAAUAUCAGAAAUGA